Naegleria gruberi is the source of this 522-nucleotide messenger RNA. RefSeq lists its product as uncharacterized. Gene Ontology annotation, molecular function: glutathione transferase activity; glutathione peroxidase activity. The transcript has a single exon. Gene Ontology annotation, cellular component: membrane. NCBI's taxonomy places the organism in Eukaryota, Heterolobosea, Eutetramitea, Acrasida, Naegleriidae. The record is from RefSeq and is a predicted model, not a curated record. Bases 7 to 417 code for a protein of 136 amino acids.
AAAAAAAUGUCUCUACGUGAUUACCCACUCACUGCUCUCUCUUCAUCUCUCGUCAUCUUGGCACAAUCGAAAGCAACUUUCAUGGUCGGAAGGGCAAGAAAAGAAUUUCAUGUUAAACCACCACUCACAGAAGGUCCUCCAGGAUUUUUGAAUGCACUCCGAGUUCAAUUGAAUGGAGUGGAGAAUAUUGCAAGUUUUUUGGGAGCUUUGUGGUUGUGCACUGGAAUGUUGGAGAAUGAUUAUUUGGGAGGAGGAGUUGGAUUACUGUAUGCAAUUGGAAGAGUUUGGUAUGGUUAUGGAUAUCCAGAGAAGAGAUUGCCUGGAUUUAUAUUGUGCCAGAUUUGUACUAAUUCUUGUUUGCUUGCUUGUGUUGGAUUGAGUGUAACGAGAGUUGUGGAAAAGUAUUUGAAAAAAUAAUUACUAAUUUUGGAAAUUGAAAAUCUUUAAAAAUGUAAAAUUAUUUCAUUUUUGUUUUCAUGAUUUGAACAAUUCGAGAAUAAUAAAUUGUUCCUCUUCUACAAA